CUCUCUCUCUCUCUCCCUCUCUCUCUCUCUCUCAGUCUCCCCCUCUGUGCAACCAGAGGCGAGCCUUGUUUCAACAUAGGAGGAUGAUGAGAUGAAGAAACAUAGCAGAGCGAGUCCGUUCUCCUUUCUUCUGCUAUUAUCCUCCCUCCUCCUCCCUCUCGCCUCGUCCUGCUCGGGGAGCCAUGGCCACAUCCGGCGGCUGCGGCAGCUCCUCCAUGAUGGCCAUGACGCCGAUGACUCAGCUUUCCCCAACCCCCACCUCCGCGACGCCUACAUUGCCAUCCAGGCCUGGAAGCUCGCCAUCAUCUCCGAUCCCUUGAACCUCACCGGCAACUGGGUCGGCCCCGGCGUCUGCAACUACACCGGCGUCUUUUGCUCCCCCCUCCCUUCCGACCCCAACCUCACCGUCGUCGCCGGCGUCGAUCUCAACCACGGCGACCUCGCUGGCUACCUUCCCCACCAGCUCGGCCUCCUCGCCGACCUCGGCCUCCUCCACAUCAACUCCAAUCGCUUCUGCGGCACCCUCCCCCGCUCCCUCCGCCGCCUCGCCCUCCUCCACGAGCUCGAUGUCAGCAACAAUCGCCUCGCCGGCCCCUUCCCUGACGUCGUCCUCCGCCUCCCUUCCCUCCGCUACCUCGACCUCCGCUUCAACGAGUUCGAGGGCGCGGUGCCACCAGAGCUCUUCGACCGGGAUCUUGACGCCAUUUUCAUCAACCACAACCUCUUCGCCUUCGACAUCCCUGAAAACCUCGGCAACUCCCCAGUCUCCGUCGUCGUCCUCGCUAACAACCGCUUCCACGGCUGCCUGCCUGCCACCCUCGGCAACAUGUCCCGGACGCUCAACGAGAUCAUCCUCAUGAACAAUGGCCUCAGCUCCUGCUUCCCCCCGGAAAUCGGCCUCCUCCGGAGCCUGACCGUGCUCGAUAUCAGCUUCAACAAGCUCGUGGGGCCGCUGCCGGGCUCCGUCGCCGGAAUGCUCAGCCUGGAGCAGCUGGACGUCGCUCACAAUCUUCUCUCCGGAGGGAUCCCGGCCUCGAUCUGCGCCCUGCCGCGCCUCAAGAACUUCACCUACUCGUACAACUUCUUCACCGGCGAGCCGCCCCAGUGCUUGGCGGUGGAAUCGUUCGACGACCGCCGUAAUUGCCUCGCCGAUAGGCCGAGGCAGCGCUCGGACCGCCAAUGUCAGUCCUUCCUGCCUCAUCAUCCCGUCGACUGCUCCACUUUUGGCUGCAAGCCCUUCGUACCGGCACUGCCCCCGCCGCCUCCUCCGACUUCUCCGCCACCGCCGUCACCUCCUCCACCUUCUCCGCCACCGCCGUCACCUCCUCCGCCGCCUUCUCCGCCACCACCGUCACCCCCUCCGCCUUCUCCGCCACCGCCGUCACCUCCUCCACCACCUUCUCCGCCACCACCGUCACCUCCUCCGCCAUUUCCUCCACCACCUCCGCCACCGCCUCCUCCUUCUCCACCACCGAUACCUUACUGUGUCCGGUCGCCACCGCCGCUGCCAGUCUACUGCCCACGAUCUCCUUCGCCACCCGUCUACUGCGCAAGAUAUCCAUCACCGCCAAUCUACUGUAAACAAUCUCCACCGCCACCUCCACCGAACUUCCCUCCACCACCUGUGUAUUUUCCGCCACCAAGCCCACCCCAUUCUCCCCCUCCAUCUCACCCAUCUCCACCACCUCCGAUCAAUUCCCCCCCGCCGCCGCCAAGUUCACCGCCGCCUCCGCCACCCAACUCACCCCCACCUCCGCCUCCAUCGUACUCCCCACCUCCGCCUCCGCCUCCGCCUCCGCCUCCAUGUAUAGAGUCUCCUGCGUCACCGCCUCCAUGUAUUGAGCCGCCGCCACCUCGGUGCAUCGAGCCACCACCUCCUCCGUGCGUGGACCCACCGUCACCCUCACCCGUAUCCGAAGAAGUAGAACCACUGCCGGCUGUUGUUGGAAUUUCAUAUGCGUCACCUCCGCCGCCUCCUAUCUAUUAAUUCAUGUGCAGAUUUUCUUGGUCACCCUCGUACCUCUCCAUCGCUAAAGCUAUCGUCUCCCUUUUUUUCCAGUAUUCUUGGCAAAUCUUCCGGUGAAAUAUUCCUCCAUCAAAUUCUACAUUAUCCUUCUUCUCCUCUCUUCUUCGUGGUUCCUCCACCAGAUCGCCCGACUUGGAUAUUAUCAAUGGCGCGUUCUCCCUCCUCUACUCUCUUCUUUCCCUUCUGAUAUCAUGGUAUGAUUGAUUCAUCGAGUAUACUCAGAAUGCUACCUCCGUUGGUAAGCUUCCUGUCCUACAUUGCUCGCUGUUAUUUCUGUACGUUUGGAUGUGACUGCAUGCUUCUUGAUGCGACUGCUGUGCUCUUGUGCAAGAAAUUUGAUCCCUCGAACUCGAUAAUUGUGGAGAGAAGUGGUGGUC
Messenger RNA from Musa acuminata subsp. malaccensis (wild Malaysian banana), 2403 nucleotides. RefSeq names its product leucine-rich repeat extensin-like protein 4. NCBI's taxonomy places the organism in Eukaryota, Viridiplantae, Streptophyta, Magnoliopsida, Zingiberales, Musaceae. The record is from RefSeq and is a predicted model, not a curated record. Gene Ontology annotation, molecular function: protein binding.